AUGUCGUUCCCACAAGAAAAGUCUCUCAAGACUCUCGUCGUUGGCGAAGUCGGUGGUGAAGUUCCACUAAGUUCAGCAUCUAUCCAGAAGGAAACGGAGAGCCAAGAAUAUACCAAGCCCAAGAGAACUUGGAGGUCCGCCAUCUGGUCCACCCUCGAUGUCUCCAAGGAGGAAGCACGUUUCCUCACGAAGCUUGACUUGACGCUUAUCUCGUCCGCAGCUCUGGGGGUCAUGUGUCGCUACCUCGACCAGGUUAACAUCAAUAACGCUUUCAACAGUGGCAUGAAAGAAGAUCUUGCAAUGUACGGUCGAGAGCUCAAUUAUGCAAACGCCAUUUGGAGUGCUGCAUAUGUGUUUGGCCAGAUCCCUUCCAAUCUACUCCUGACUAGGGUCAAUGCGCCACUCUAUAUUGCAUUCCUUGAGUUGUCUUGGACAGUUUUCACCUUUGCCACGGCCGGUGUCAAGGACAUCAAAACGCUCUACGUUUUUCGGUUCUUUGUUGGUCUAUUCGAAGCUGGCCACUUCCCUGCCGUGAUGUAUGUGUGUUCUAGCUAUUACAAACCUCACGAGUUAGCCCGCCGAAACACAUUGAUUCAAAUCUCCACUGGAAUCGGGCCAUUCUUUUCAGGUUUUCUUAUGGCUGCCGUCUUUGCCGGACUUGAUGGAGUCAGCGGCCUUGCUGGAUGGAGAUGGAUGUACAUCAUCUGCGGUGUUAUCUCGUUUCCUUGCGCCGUCUGGACUGCCGUCGCGAUGCCUCAACUUCCUGCUAGAGCUAAGCCCAAUUGGAUUUUCACUCAGGCGGAAAUUGAUCUGGCUCGAGCAAGGAUGCCUUCGGAAAGGAAGCUUCUCACUGGCUUGUUCAAAUGGAAAGAUAUCAAGCGAUGGCAUACAACAUGGCAUGCUUUCCUCUUUCCUUUGUUGUUUGCAUUUAUGGCCCAAUUUGGUCAAUCAGGCCAAUCGAUGAUUUUCUGGGUCAAGAGCUACAACGUCAAAGGAAAGCCCAUGAUAUUUACAGUCCCUGAGAUCAACAUUAUUCCCCUGGGUAUUAACGUGGUUACUAUUGUUGCCACUCUUAUCAAUGCUUGGAUCUCGGACAGCUUGCCUGGCGCUCUCAGGUGGCCUGGGAUGCUAUUUGCAAGUGUGAUGGCCAUCAUCUUUCCGAUCGCCCUUGCCGCGACGCCCGUCCAUCCCCAUCAUAGAGCGAGUCGCUGGGUAAUUUACUACCUUACGUCUCUAUCUGGAACAGCUGCAGGGCUUACCUGGACCUGGGUCAACGAGGUUAAUAGACAUGACCCCGAGAAGCGGGCAUACGUCUCUGCAUUGAUGAAUGCUUUCGCUUACAUUUUCACCGCCUGGGUUCCUAUCUUCACCUUUCCAGCCAACAAGCAGCCGUAUAUCGUGGCCGGUAAUUAUAUCACAGCCGGAUUCGGAGCUUGUGCCGUUGCGAUCGUCCUUGUCAUGCGACACCUAUAUAAUCGAGAUCUUGAGAGGGAGAAGCAGCAACAAGUAUCCGAGAGUGCACUCGAACACAGCGACUCGUUUUAA
Exophiala bonariae is the source of this 1545-nucleotide messenger RNA. RefSeq lists its product as uncharacterized. The coding region runs from base 1 to 1545 and encodes 514 amino acids. The record is from RefSeq and is a predicted model, not a curated record. Gene Ontology annotation, molecular function: transmembrane transporter activity. Gene Ontology annotation, cellular component: membrane. The transcript has 13 exons. Lineage: Eukaryota; Fungi; Ascomycota; Eurotiomycetes; Chaetothyriales; Herpotrichiellaceae. Gene Ontology annotation, biological process: transmembrane transport.